UUUUCUAUCAGUUUUAACCUUUUUUGUUUCCCGAAAGUACCACAUUGUACUCCAAAAAGUUAGUGUAAAGCUGGAAAUAUAAUGGAGAUAUGAAGCUGCACAAAUAAAUUAGCAGCAGAUUUAGGGUUCUACCAGGAAGGUGUAGAAGAGUGGAGUUUGUUUAGCUCUCGAAGAACAGAGAAUUCUAUUCAGUUGAACAGAUUCGCCGCCGGAGAGAAAUGUCGGAUUAUAUGCCAAAAUAAUUGAUGAUUAAGAUCUUCACAAGAUUACCAAUCAAAUCAAUCCUUUGAUGCACAAGUGUUAGCAAGUCAUGGUAUUCUCUUCUUACUAGCCCUAAUUUUAUCUCUACGCAUCUUAAUGGAAACAAUAUGAUCACAUUCUGAUUCAAAAUUACUCUGGAAACACAGAAAUUGAUAUUUAUGCUUUGUUCCGUUACAAUGAUAAAGUGGGAAUAGAAUACUUAAUUUAAUACGUUUACUCCUAAUUAUCACUUCUUGUUAGUUUCUUUCCAAAAAUUCAAAAAUUUAAAAAUUCAAGGUGUCUAAGUGCCCACAAAGUAAGUAUGCACUGCAUGAUUAGCUAAUGGAAAGUUCAUUGGCUGUAUUCAUAGGUUCAGUUGAAUAAGAGAUGAGAUGAUCAUCACCAUGUAAAUACCGUAGAACACGCUACUUUCAUGUAGACUUAAACUAUUAAAAAUUAGGAUACAAGUGACUUGGUACAACUGAAAGGUACUUGUAUUUCUUUACAUAAAUCCGAGACCCAAAUGUUGAUUCGAGCUUAGCAACUUACAAAUUAUAUAAAGUGUCAGUGUCGCGUUAUUUCGUGGUUACGUGAAUCGAAUUAUAUAGUGUCGGUGUCACGUUAUUUCACGGUUACGUGGAUCUCAAGAAUAGACAUACACGUGCUCAAGAAUAGACAUAACGUGCAAAGCACGUGCGGUGAAUCUAAUAAAGGUAAUAAAAGGAUACAAAGAUUGAUGUCAAGAAUAUUUUGGGGCCAAUAGAUCAAUAAAGGAUAUUUCUCUAUCAGUUUUAACCUUUUUUAUUCCUGAAAGUACCACAUUGUACUUCAAAAAAGUUUUGUGUUAAACUAGAAACAGAUAAUCGAGAUAUGAAGCUGCACAAAUAAAUUAGCAGCAGAUUUUAGGGUUCAACCACGAAGGUGUAGAAGAGUGGAGUUAGUUUUUUUUAGCUCUCGAAGAACAGAGACAUUCAAUUCAGUUGAACAGAUUCGCCGCGGGAGAGAAAUGUCGGAUUAUGUGCCAAAAGACUUGAUGAUUAAGAUCUUCACAAGGUUACCAAUCAAAUCAAUCCUUCUAUGCACAAGUGUUUGCAAGUCAUGGUACUCUCUUCUUACUAGCCCUAAUUUUAUCUCUACGCAUCUCAAUCGGAAACAAGAUGAUCACAUGCUGAUUCAAAAUUACUCUGGAAACACAGAAAUAGAUAUUUAUGCUUUAUUCCGUUAUAAUGAGAAAUUGGAUCAAAAUAACCACUUAGAUUUUUCAUUUAAGUGCAGUAACGGUGUCGUUACUAUUGUGGGCAGUUGUAAUGGGAUUGUGUGCCUUGCUGCUGCCGACCAAUUGAAUUACUUGAAUCAUUUCUACUUUUGGAACCCAUCUAUCAGAAAGCCUGUAGAACUCCCAGAACAAAUUUAUACAUGUGAGAAAUGUGAUACAUUUGCUUAUGCAUUGGGGUUUGGUUUUGAUCAUGUUACCAAUGACUACAAGGUGGUAAGAGUAGUACACACUUGGUCUCAUCCGUUGCCACCUCAUGUUGAUCUUUAUAAGUUAAGUACUGGUGUUUGGGAAGACAUUAGUCAUGUCUCUCUGUCUUGCCUAUUCCUUGCCACUACAUCACAGGCGUAUGUAAAUGAAGCUUCUCAUUGGAUUGCUUCCAAAUGGGAUGCAUUAUCAUUUGUGAAUGUGAUUGUUUUAUUCAACAUGCAUGAUGAGACAUUCUCAGAGAUGAUAUUGCCGAGUAGUUUAAUCAAUGAGUCACGGUCACACUAUGAUGAAAUGUUCCUUUUUGUGUCAGAGGAAUCUCUUUGUUUGGUUGAUAAUAACUAUGACAAACAUGAACCUAUUGAUAUUUGGAUGAUGAAAGAGUAUGGUGCACCAGACUCAUGGGUGAAACAAUUCAGCAUCCAAAAUAAUCAGUUUGCACAACAUAUUCCUCUUCGUGAUGACAUUUUCUGGACACCUUAUUCUGGAAGCGCUGCUCCAACUGAGCUUGAGAUUGCUAAUGAAUUUCUGAAGCCAAUGGCUAUAAGGAAAAAUGAUGAAAUCUUAUGGGAAGGUAACCGAAGAUUAUUGGUUUCAGUUGAUCAUACAGGUGAAAGGUUUAAAGAUGCUGACAUUGGUAACUCAUCAAAUGAUUGGUGUUACAAUCCGCGUUAUGUUAAUUAUUACAAAGAGAGCCUUGUUUUACCUGAUAGAUGGACAAAUAAUUGUGUUGUCGAUGCUUGUGAGGAGUCAUCCAAUUUAUGGAAGAGAGAGCCCAAAGAUGGGAAAAGAAGGAUCUCAAGGGAAAAAUCUAAAUAUAGAAUGCGGAUUGCAUCUCUUUUGCACAUGAGUGGAUUGCUUUACGUGUCAAAAAUGAAAGGGAAAUGGUUGCGGAAGAAAGGAAGGAAGAUCAAGCAAGUCAAAGAUCCUUCAUUGUCCAAUUAAUUAGCUAUGUUGCACUUGAAGUCCUUUAGCUCAGGUUCAAUCUGACAAUGAAGACCUCUUUUGAUGUAUUGGAAGGUCAAAGCUUCCAUGAGCCAGAAGUGUAUGGCACAUUUAUACUCUAGGUUACUGAGCUUCCCUCCUUUCCCGCUUUUGACAUAGGAAGUCUUCAUUCUAUCUAUGAGGAAGGUUCUACAUCAGAUGCUUGUAAUAAAAACUGCAAUACAGCCAAGCCGUCCAUUACUAAAGGUUUCUGCCCUUGUUUCGAAAUACAGAAUUCUGAAAGAGUGACCAUUGGAUCUACCAUAAGCUAAACUAUAGUUCCCCUGACAGCACAACUAUUGUUGAACAAGCGAUAUUUCAACGAGCUCUUAGACGUUGGCACAACCGCUUGUUCAGCAAUGAUCUUCUGCCAAGACUUUGGUUUACACCGGCUCCAAACUUCUGUUAAGUUGUUCAUGUCAUCAGCUACAUUCCACUGAUAGGCCUUUCAUGCCUGCUACACCCAGAACAUUGUUGCUCCAACACAGAGAAGAGCUUUCUUACUCUUUCCUAUUCGUUUGUUCUUUCAAUUUCCAAUUUUUAUGUCAAAUUUGGUUUUUUCUUCUCAGAUUGCUCAGCUGAAGUAGUGCUCUUAACAAAAGAAAGGCAAAACAAAUAUUGGUGCUUAACUGCCCACCUACAUGAUGAGCUUAUUUCCAUUCCCCAAGAACAUUGAGAAGAAAAUUAAUAGGCUACGGAGAACUUUUCUAUGGCAGGGUAACAAGGAAAAGGGAGGCUAUAAUCUGGUAAAGUGGGAGUCAAUCACACUCAAUAGAAUCCAAGGAGGCUUAGGCCUGAAGAACCUGAGUCUACAGAAUAGCUGUCUACUUCAGAAAUGGUUAUGGAGAUUUUGUACUGAAGACAAAGCCUUAUGGAGAAGAUUCAUUGCAGGCAAAUAUGGUUUAUUUAAUCAAUGGACAACUAAAGAGGUUAUGGGCACUUUUGGAUGUAGUGUUUGGAAGACCAUUAGAAGAUUAUGGCCACACUUCAGGAACAACAUAUGCAUCAGUGUGGGGGAUGGUCUAAUGAUUGUGGAAUAAUCAUCUGUUCAUUCACUGUCAAACCGCUACAAGGUUGUGGAAUACGUUUUUGUGCAGUCUGAGGAUUAGUUGGGUGAUGCCAAAGACUACUUUGGAGGUCCUGAACAGCUGGCCAGGAGUUGGAAGUAGAGGCAAGAGGAAGAAUGGUGGAAGCUCAUCCCAGCAUGCAUCUGGUGGUCUAUAUGGAAGGAAAGGAAUGCUAGGUGUUUUGAAGGACAGAAAAUCAAUUUUCAGAGGAUUAAAGCAAACUGUAAUAGUCUUCUAUUUUUUGGUGUAAACAAGACUUGGUGGGGGAUGGGGUAGAAUUAGUUGAUUUCUUAGGAAACUUGUAAUCUGAUUAACAUCAUGGAGGUGUGCUCAUCACACUAUGGGAUGUAAGUUUCCAAUUCGUCAUCUCUUGGAUGAUGAAUCUUUUGUGAAUACAAAGUUACCCUUAUCUAAAAAAAAAUAGGAAAAGCAAGUCCAAACUUUUAUUGUUUUAGGUACAUAUUUUCUCCCUAACAGUACCACAGAUGUUGUCUGGGCUAUUGAUAGAAAGGUGAAAACCAAAUGAAACUGAUCCCAGAUGCUGUUCAUGACGUGAGUUGCUGCCAAAUUAAAUUUCAGCAAUAAUAAUUUUUUUCAUCCAUUAUAGUAAAUAUUUAUUUAUCUAUUUGGAUCCAAGAACAGGUUAGCCACUAACAUAGAAGUAAAUUGAUUUUGUAGCUACAGUCACACACUUUAAAUCAUAUUGUUGUUACUGAUGUUGAUCA
This is a messenger RNA of Solanum tuberosum (potato), 4496 nucleotides long. RefSeq names its product F-box protein CPR30-like. NCBI's taxonomy places the organism in Eukaryota, Viridiplantae, Streptophyta, Magnoliopsida, Solanales, Solanaceae. Gene Ontology annotation, molecular function: protein binding. The transcript has 8 exons. The record is from RefSeq and is a predicted model, not a curated record. The coding region runs from base 1247 to 2665 and encodes 472 amino acids.